GUCUGGUGAUUUGUGGAUAAGAACAGCCAUACUGGAUCAGACCAAAGGCAUCUAGCCCACAAUUCUGGCUUCUGAUGCCCAAGUGGGAAUGAAGACAGUUUUCUUUUACCAUCCAGCAAAGCCAUGAAUGAAAGUGACAAUGAGCCCAAAGAUUUCAUCAAACUGAACAAUGAAAAACUAUCUACAGAUGAAAUCAUGGAGCUGGUGGUUUCUCCAUGCUGUGGGGCUGUGUCCCUGUUCAUAGGUACUACAAGGAAUAACUUUGCAGGGAAAAAAGUUAUUCACUUAGAAUAUGAAGCAUAUGCACCAAUGGCAGAAGCUGAAAUAAAGAAAAUCUGCAGAGAUGUUAGACAAAAAUGGCCUUCAGUCAGACAUAUAGCAGUGCAGCACAGACUUGGUUUAGUUCCAGUAACAGAAGCAAGCGUGAUUGUAGCCGUCUCUUCUCCACACCGAGUGGCAUCUCUUGAGGCAGUGCAAUACUGUAUCAAUACAUUGAAAGCAACAGUUCCAAUAUGGAAAAAGGAGAUUUAUGAGAGCGAAUAUUCUUGGAAAGAAAACAAGGAAUGCUUUUGGGCUGAUGUGGAAAAAUAACUUUACCUCCAAAAUCAGUGUUAAAACCAGUCCCGUCACUACAGUGCAAGCAGAUCAGGGUUUAGUUGUACAUACUACUUUUACAGUAAAUCUAACUAGUAAAAGCACAUGCAUUAUAAAAAAACCCACUUGGGUCUACGAGUGAAACCGACAGUAAUUAGAUUAAGUUCACAGAUAAUUCUCAUUGUUAAAUAAUUCAGCUGGGCUGUUUUGAAUAGUUAGCCAGUUUUUUAAAAAAACAUUUCCCCAAAAAUUCUUAAUUGAAAGGAGUCUAGUUUUAUAUAUUAUAUCCUGCCUCUGUUCUGUCACCUUGUGCAUUCACUGCCAACACUGGAGAUCACAGUAUGACAAUCAGGUUUGUGGUUUUUUGGUUUCUUUAAUCUUAAAAAGAAUCCCUUUGUUAGUUUUUUAUGAUUUCAAACUCAACAUAUUGUCUUUAACAUAUUUUUGACAUUAAGUCGAUUAAACAUUUUUGGUACAACUAGAGAAAAAAUACAAAUUAUACCCAGAGUUACUAAUUGUUACAUCCCAGUGGCUCUGUUUCAUAGAAUUUUUUUUUACUGUGCAGUUAUAUUACAGGUCCAUCGCAUUAAGGAAAGGUAAAGCUCUUUUAUUUGGAGUACGGUCAUACACAACUUAUUUGCAAUAAAACACACACUUAACUGAAGCUUAAUAGAUGUACAGAAGUGAUUAGUUUUGAGGCAGCUUUUGCAGCUGUUUUUUGAAGUACUUCCUGCAGAUCAUAGUGGAACAUUCCUGGGAAGAGGAGAAGCCAUUCUUUGCAUGUGUACAUCUGUUAUAGGUGUCUGAUAUGUCUUCUGUGUCAUUUUGACCCUUAUAUCUAAGUAGCAUAGAGUGAGUUCAAGGUUGAAUUUAUACUAUUUGUAAUGUGUGAGUGAAGAACUAUGGAUUGUUCAUUGCUGACAGAACUAUGAAUAAAGAUCAUGUCUAUAGAGAUCAA
Messenger RNA from Pelodiscus sinensis (Chinese soft-shelled turtle), 1552 nucleotides. The record is from RefSeq and is a predicted model, not a curated record. Lineage: Eukaryota; Metazoa; Chordata; Testudines; Trionychidae.